Molecule: messenger RNA, 1199 nt
Organism: Geodia barretti
Lineage: Eukaryota; Metazoa; Porifera; Demospongiae; Tetractinellida; Geodiidae
Source: the annotation of a GenBank genome assembly
UGCGCAUGCUCAGUACCUACCCUGAUAUAAUAUGUGACAAUAAUGGACACCAAUGCAGACGAUGAUAAUCCUCCUACCGCCACAGCAGGGACAUCAAGCGCCGUGAUGAAGACGUCAUCAGCUCCCUGGGAUCCUAUGACGUCACCAGAAUGGGAUGGGGAGAAGCACACUAGAGAAGCCAUUCACAGAAUCAAAGGGUAGAGUGAGUUAUUACCAUCGGUGUGUGGCGCUGUUUUUACACUGCCACAUCCUCCUCAAUAGAGAUCUAGACACCAUCUAUAAGGACCCACCCCAUGGAAUAUGUGUCAUCCCUGACAAAGACAACAUCACAACUGUACACGCUAUGAUCACUGGUCCAUUUGAGACUCCAUAUGAAGGAGGACUCUUCCAUUUCUUUGUCAGAUUCCCUCCCAACUACCCCUUCUCUCCUCCGCGAGUCAAGUUCCUGACCACCGGAGGAGGGACCGUCAGAUUCAACCCAAACCUCUACCAGAAUGGAAAAGUCUGCCUCAGCAUUCUGGGAACAUGGUCAGGUCCGGGUUGGACAGCCACGCAGUCCCUACUCAGUGUUCUAGUGUCAAUUCAGAGUCUCCUGAACGAUAAACCCUACCACAAUGAGCCUGGAUAUAAUCAGGUUAGCAGGCCUUCGUGUUGCGAGGCUAUCCCUAUUUGCAGCAGGCCCACAACCCUGGAGAUGUGGAGAAGUAUAAUGACAUCAUAGUCCACGAGACACUGCGAGUGGCCGUGUGUGACUCCCUCACUGGCAGCCAGGCCGGUCCUCCUGAACUGCAGGAUGUCAAAAGAGAGGUUUUCCUUGGGUUUGCCGACUACUACAUCACCACAGCCAAGGAAAUAGGAACUAGACUAGAGGGCCAGCUCAUGACGGUAAACAGCUAACAUGUCCAUGUAGAAAUAUAUAUAAUAUUGUACAUUGGUAACACUCUUAUCGAAAACAGGACCCUUUCAACUGCAAUAAAGGGACUUUCAGAUUUGCAGAACUAGUCGGAAGACUUCAGAGGCUGCAGCAGUCACUAGCUAAACAGAACUCGCACCGUACUUCAUAAUGAAACUGUUGUGUGUCUACAUUAAUCGUUUUUUCUUCUUUUUUCCACGGAUCCUUUCUUCAUCCAACUUCCUCUCCAAUGCUUCUCUCCUUCCCAUCUCCUCAUCCUCCUUGGCUGGUAGAGGUCGCUUGCCAG